UCCAGGGCUAGGCUGAGACACUGGCUAUGUCCCAGGGGCUGCUACUGUGGCUGUUGCUGAGCCCAAGUGUGGUAGGGGCCUCCAGGGGCCCCCUGCGGCCACUGUGCCGGCCUGUCAACGCGACCCUGGCUGCAGAGAACGAGGCCUGCCCAGUCUGUAUCACCUUCACCACCAGCGUCUGUGCCGGCUACUGUCCCAGCACGGUUCGAGUACUGCCGGCUGCCUUGCCGCCUGUGCCCCAGCCUGUGUGCACCUACCGUGAGCUGCGCUUCGCGUCUGUCCGCCUCCCUGGCUGCCCCCCUGGUGUGGACCCCAUGGUCUCCUUCCCCGUGGCCCUCAGCUGCCGCUGCGGGCCCUGCCGGCUCAGCAGCUCUGACUGCGGGGGUCCCAGGGCUCAACCGCUGGCCUGCGACCUCCCCCACCUCCCCGGCCUCCUCUUCCUCUGAGGAGCUGGCAGGUCUUCCACCUGCCCCUCCCAAUAAAGGCUACUUUACAACUGCA
Molecule: messenger RNA, 501 nt
Organism: Peromyscus leucopus (white-footed mouse)
Lineage: Eukaryota; Metazoa; Chordata; Mammalia; Rodentia; Cricetidae
Product: lutropin subunit beta
Exons: 2
Coding region: 27-446 (139 amino acids)
Biological process (GO): G protein-coupled receptor signaling pathway
Cellular component (GO): extracellular region; cytoplasm
Molecular function (GO): hormone activity
Source: RefSeq, a predicted model, not a curated record